AUGCAUAACUUCCAUACCAAGGAUCGUCGUUGGCUUCCAAGAUCAUUGUUGCCAUCCAAGAUCGACAUCGUAUUCCAGUCAUCUACAAGAUUGCGUUGUCGCUCCUUCUCCUUCGACAUCCUCUAUCGUCGUUCCUUCCCCUCCGACGUCCUCUUCUCCUCCGAAAUCCCUCUGAUGCCUUCAGCUCCUCUAUUCCUAAUGAUACCGCCGACCUAUACAAAGUUCCCGAUGAUACCGAGACCGCAAAUUGAUGAAGCUCUUGCAACCAAUGUUACUCAAGCACCCCGAGAAAGUCCAAAAACGAGGGAACUUUUCAAUGAAGAUUUCGAGUUCGAGAGUGAGGAGCAAGUGUUAGAAGAAGAUGAAUAUGACUUAGAUGGGGUUCAAAUAAUGGAAGUAUGUGGAGAAUAUUAG
This is a messenger RNA of Lactuca saligna, 414 nucleotides long. Lineage: Eukaryota; Viridiplantae; Streptophyta; Magnoliopsida; Asterales; Asteraceae. The record is from the annotation of a GenBank genome assembly.